AUGGCGCCUAGUGUGUUGAUGGUAGGAACUGGAGAGUACACCACGGGUUUCGUGGGUGGUGCUGCUUCUGGUUCGGACAAGAAGGUUGGAGUUGUCGGGUUGACCCUCUUUGACCUCCGACGACGGGGCAAGGUUGGCAAGCUGAGCAUGGUGGGAGUUUCCGGACGCAAGUUUCCUGGCAUUCGCGAGCAUCUUCGCAAGAACAUCUCCGAGGUCUACAAUGGCUUGGACGUUUCCUUCGAGUCCUUCCCCGCUGACGAUCAAACCGAUCCCGACGCCUACAAGAGAGCAAUUGACGCCUUGGAGCCUGGCAGCGCCAUCACCAUCUUCACUCCUGACCCCACACACUUCCCCAUCGCCCUGUACGCCAUCCAGCGCAAAAUCCACGUCAUGAUCACCAAGCCCGCCACAAAGCUGCUGCAGGACCACCUCACCCUCCUCGAGGAGUCUCGCAAGCACGGCGUCUUCGUCUACAUCGAGCACCACAAGCGCUUCGAUCCCGCCUACUCGGACGCCCGCGCCAAGGCCAAGAACCUCGGCGACUUCAACUACUUCUACUCCUACAUGAGCCAGCCCAAGAGCCAGCUCGAGACCUUCAAGGCCUGGGCCGGCAAGGAGAGCGACAUCUCCUACUACCUCAACUCCCACCACAUCGACAUCAACGAGAGCAUGGUCCCCGACUACACUCCCGUCAAGGUCACCGCGUCCGCGGCCAAGGGCACCGCCGUUGCGCUGGGCUGCACCCCGGAGACGGAGGACACCAUCACCUUGCUGGUAAACUGGCAGAGCAAGCAGGACCCCUCCAAGGUCGCCACGGGUGUCUACACAGCCAGCUGGACCGCUCCCCAGAAGGCCGGUGUCCAUUCCAACCAAUACUUCCACUACAUGGGUUCCAAGGGCGAGAUCCGCAUCAACCAAGCCAAGCGCGGCUACGACGUCGUCGACGACAACCAGGGCCAGCUGGCCUGGAUCAACCCGUUCUACAUGCGCUACGCCCCCGACGAAGAGGGCAACUUUGGCGGCCAGACGGGCUACGGGUAUAUCAGUUUCGAAAAGUUCAUCGACGCCGUCACGGCCCUGAAUGAGGGCCGCGUGACGCUGGACCAGCUGGACGCGCGGCCCCUGCCGACCCUCAAGAAUACCAUUGCCACCACGGCGAUCCUGCACGCGGGCCGGAUCUCGCUGGACGAGAACCGCGCGGUGGAGAUUGUUCACGACGGCGACAAGUGGGAGUUGAAGUAG
Aspergillus fischeri NRRL 181 is the source of this 1242-nucleotide messenger RNA. RefSeq names its product Gfo/Idh/MocA family protein. Lineage: Eukaryota; Fungi; Ascomycota; Eurotiomycetes; Eurotiales; Aspergillaceae. The record is from RefSeq and is a predicted model, not a curated record. Gene Ontology annotation, cellular component: cytoplasm. Gene Ontology annotation, molecular function: nucleotide binding; oxidoreductase activity. Gene Ontology annotation, biological process: NADPH regeneration. The transcript is spliced from 5 exons. The coding region runs from base 1 to 1242 and encodes 413 amino acids.